Messenger RNA from Bactrocera oleae (olive fruit fly), 497 nucleotides. RefSeq lists its product as uncharacterized. The record is from RefSeq and is a predicted model, not a curated record. Lineage: Eukaryota; Metazoa; Arthropoda; Insecta; Diptera; Tephritidae.
ACGAGUAUAAAAGCAUUAAAAGUUCUUGAAAUUUAUCCAGUUUUAUUGAAAGAUUUAAUAAUUACACAAGUGACUACAAUUGUCUAAUAGAAUAAUGGCUAAAAUAAUGAUAAUCCUCGCUGUUUGCAUCGCCUUGACAAUGGCGCAUCCAAACGGUUAUGGUGGCGGUCAAGGUUACGGUGGUAGUCUAGGUGGCGGUCUCGGUGGUGGUUAUGGUGGCGGACAAGGCGGCUAUGGUGGACAAGGUGGUGGUGGUUAUAGUGGCGGACAAGGUGGUUUAGGUGGACACGGUGGUGGUGGUUAUGGUGGCAGACAAGGCGGACUUGGUGGUGGCAGCAUUGGUGGAUAUGGUGGUGGCAGUAUUGGUGGAUAUGGUGGUAGCCGUGGAGGAUAUGGUGGACAUUAAAACUUUCGUUUAUGUGUACAUUUUUAACGCUAUAAAUUGAUUUACGUAUUAAAAGUAUUCGAAAACUAAAAAUAAAAACAUUUAAAAAAGA